ACAGUACAUUUAGUUGUUGAAACAGAGAUAUUUGUUCUGCUAACCAUAGUUUAAUCAGAAAACAAUGUAAGAUGACCAACAAGAUCAACUGGACCUCCUUCCAAUCAUGACAACCUUUCUAUUUUCAUCUAGUCAAUUUAGGCUGCUAAUUUAUGUGUGCUUGCGCACAUUGAUGGAAACGACUAGAAGAAGUUGAGAGAAAAAAAAGUAUUGAUAAAUCAACGCAAUCACCUCGCUCAAACCUUUGGAUACAGAUAGAAUUGAUCAAGUAUGGCAGUCGAACAACUAAUUGAUAAAGGCGAUAAGUUUGUUGCGGAUAAGGAUUUUCUAAGUGCAAUUUCUGCAUAUACAAGUGCUUUGAAAGAAAACCCAGAAGCUUUUCAAGCUUACUUGAAGAGAAGUGCUGCGUAUGUUAAGUUUAACAAUAAUGAUGCUGCCAAAAGAGACAUUUCCGAGGCCUUCACUAUAGCUGAAAAGAGAGGUAAGAGAAAUGACAAGGCUUCGUGUUAUUUCAAGUUAGGGUUAAUCAACUAUAAAGAGAAAUCAUUCAAGGAAGCAUAUAACAAUUUUAAGAAAGCGAAAGAAUUUGGUUGCACUGAAUCAACUUUGGAUAUAUGGCAAAACAAAAUCGACUACGAGAUCAAGAAAAAUCCUAAAAUCCUCGAAGAGGAUUCCGAAGACGAUGAAAUUGAUAAGGCUUUGGCUGGCUCGGCCCUGGAAUCUGUCAAAAAAGAAACUCCAAUUGCAUCCACAAAUAUCGACGUCAUUAACAAACAAGCACCACUCAACGUGAAGAUCAGAGAUGACUGGUAUCAGUCGAGUGAUUCUGUGAUCAUUACUAUUUACGCCAAAAAUGUCAAAGAAGAAACAUUGAAUAUCGAUUUUGAUAAAAGAUCGGUUUCUGUUCUGUUUCCUAGUGCUACAGGAUCUGAAUACAACUACAAUAUGGAUCCUUUGUUUGAUGAGAUUGACGUGGAAAACUCAAAGUAUAAGAUAUACGGUACUAAACUAGAAGUAACUCUUGCAAAAUCGAAAAAGAUUAAAUGGUCGUCGUUAGAAGCAUCAGAGGUGGAUCAAUCUUUUGUUCCUACCUCUAGCACUUCAAAUGAACCCAAUGCAGCAUUAACUUAUCCUAGUUCAUCCAAGAAGGCCAUCAAUUGGGAUAAAUUCAAUCUUAAAGACGAUGAUUCAAAAGAUGACGAAGAAGGUGAUUUCUUUGCUAAAUUAUAUAAAGAUGUUGAUGAAGAUACAAGGAGAGCCAUGAUGAAAUCUUACGUUGAAUCUAAUGGUACCGUUCUUACAACCAAUUGGUCCGAGGCCAAGGAUAAGAAAUUUGAAACUACUCCUCCAGAAGGUAUGCAAGCCAACUCCUGGAAUUCUAAACCUUCGAAUAAGUAACACUGUUAACCCCAACCAUCAAAGAAAGCGACUCGUAGAAUUGCAAAAAGAAAAAAAACGUAAAGUUGUGCAAACUGAUAACGUUUGCCACUUCCAUAUAUAGCCCAAUAACGAAUAAUAUCUUCUCUCAAAAUUAUAUAUAUAUAUAUGUAUUGUAUAUUACUCAAAUUAUAAAUUAGUUUAUUUGGUG
Hyphopichia burtonii NRRL Y-1933 is the source of this 1588-nucleotide messenger RNA. RefSeq names its product co-chaperone (gene SGT1). Gene Ontology annotation, molecular function: protein-folding chaperone binding. Gene Ontology annotation, biological process: protein stabilization. The coding region runs from base 271 to 1398 and encodes 375 amino acids. NCBI's taxonomy places the organism in Eukaryota, Fungi, Ascomycota, Pichiomycetes, Serinales, Debaryomycetaceae. The record is from RefSeq and is a predicted model, not a curated record. The transcript has a single exon.